Porites lobata is the source of this 1057-nucleotide messenger RNA. Lineage: Eukaryota; Metazoa; Cnidaria; Anthozoa; Scleractinia; Poritidae. The record is from the annotation of a GenBank genome assembly.
AUGGAAUUUAAAAACGAUAUUCCUACAAAAGAAGAUUUGGAUUUUAUAGUUGAUGAUGGUUAUAAUCAUGAUGAGGACCCAACAUAUGAGCCUAAAGAUUCUUACUCAUCAGAUGAUGAUAAAUACGUUAUUUCAGGUAAAGAGUUUAAAAAACUAACCAAAAAGGCUAAAAAACUCGGCGCUGAAUCGCUUGAUUAUUCAACACGUAAAAAUAACAAAUAUGUAGCCACACUUUCAAGUGGAAAGAAAAUUCAUUUUGGGUCAUCACAAUAAUUAUCCAGACUAUCUUAUUCAUAAAGACAAAGAUUGAAAAGAGAGGUAUCUUGCUCGAGCUAAAAAGAUUAAAAAUAAACAGGGAGAGUUAACUUAUACUAAUCCUGAAUCAUCUAAUUUCUGGUCUGUAAAUCUACUCUGGCCAGAAAAAUAAUGUAAAGUUAUCUAGGUAUUAAAUAAAAAUAAUGAAAGCUUUUUCAAUUGAUAAAAAACAUUAUGAAAUAAAUGGUGGAGGAUUUACUCCUAGAACCGAUCAUCGUUAUAUUUGUCUUUGUUGUUAUGAUGGGUCUAAUGAUGAAGAAAUGAUAAAUGUUGAAAUACCAAUUCCUAUUACAUUAGAUGAAAAAUGGUUUGAGAAAAUAAAAGAAUAUAAUAAAGGUUUAAAGAAAUAAAUUAUUUUAAUAAAAUGCAGUUAUCCAGCUAUGAUCAUAUUACAACCGAAAACAUUCUCUUUAAUGAAGCUGAAGAGUACAAAGUGAAAGAUAGCAAGAUCAAAUACAAAUGUAUCCCAAUUGAAGUCAAAUAUCCAAAUGGAAAGAAAGGAGCUUUGGUAAUCGAAACUCCACUUCUUUUCAGCUUUGGUGUGAAUGAGAAGAAAAAUCAAGAAACAAACAAGUUAGUAGGUUAUAGUAUGCCAGUAUGUCUUUGGGCUAAAGAUAGUGAGCCGAAUACUAAAGAAAAAGCAUUUUUUGAUGCUAUUAACAAUGUAACAUCUAUCUCUCAGCAACAUCGUCAAAUACGGUGCAGAUCUAGCAUCAACUCUAUCUUCACCAUUUUAUCAUAA